AUGCGCAGGCGUAAUUGUGCGUUUCAGACACAUAAAAAACGUGGCACUGUUGAAUCACAAGCAUGUUUCAAGAAAUGGCGUAAGGAAGUAAAAAAUGCUUUAAAAAAACUGAAGCGCGUUCAUUUUACACGCAUUGCAAAAUCUUUCACAUCACCCGCUACUUUUUGGGCAGCAAUUAAUCGUAUAAGACAGGGUAACACUGGUCUCCCUGCAACAAUUAGUAACGGGACAAAAAUAGCCUCAACAGAACAGGAAAAGGCGGAUCUAUUCGGAGAUUAUUUCUCCAACUGUACCCUACCUGUUUCUGGACCAAUGCCUACACCUAUAACUACCUUUUUACCUACGUCUACGUUAAACCUAGUUUUCCCGUCACCACAACAAAUAUCUACGGCCAUAAAUAAUUUACGCGAUGAUAUUGCUUGUGGCCCUGAUGAUAUACCAGU
Molecule: messenger RNA, 443 nt
Organism: Didymodactylos carnosus
Lineage: Eukaryota; Metazoa; Rotifera; Eurotatoria; Philodinida; Philodinidae
Source: the annotation of a GenBank genome assembly